Messenger RNA from Alternaria burnsii, 198 nucleotides. RefSeq lists its product as uncharacterized. The transcript has a single exon. The coding region runs from base 1 to 198 and encodes 65 amino acids. The record is from RefSeq and is a predicted model, not a curated record. NCBI's taxonomy places the organism in Eukaryota, Fungi, Ascomycota, Dothideomycetes, Pleosporales, Pleosporaceae.
AUGAUCGCCGGCCAAGGGUGCUCGGCUCUCCUCAUUGCGCUGGCAUCAUACUGUACGUCCAUACAUCACCAAAACUCGGCCCACAAGCCCUCUGUUCAUGCUCGCCUAUCGAUCUGCCGCGAUAUCUCAAUCCUCGUCGUUCUACAGGUGCCCAAACAGCCCGAUGUCGACGUAUACUUGCGUUCCCCAAACCGCUAA